Scomber japonicus (chub mackerel) is the source of this 993-nucleotide messenger RNA. RefSeq names its product chemokine XC receptor 1-like. Lineage: Eukaryota; Metazoa; Chordata; Actinopteri; Scombriformes; Scombridae. The coding region runs from base 1 to 993 and encodes 330 amino acids. Gene Ontology annotation, biological process: G protein-coupled receptor signaling pathway; immune response. The record is from RefSeq and is a predicted model, not a curated record. Gene Ontology annotation, molecular function: G protein-coupled receptor activity. Gene Ontology annotation, cellular component: membrane. The transcript has a single exon.
AUGGCGAACAACAACACAACCUUCUAUGACUACUACUACUAUGAUGGGGAGAAUUCUUGCGAUGAUUUCAUGGACUUUUCAACCAUCAGCGCUGCCUUCUUUAUUGUGAUCUUCAUCAUCAGUAUCACAGGCAGUAGUCUCCUCUUAUUUGCUCUUGUCCGCCGCGGGAACCUGAAAAAUGCCACAAAUCUGUUCAUCCUGAACCUGACCUGCUCAAAUUUGGUCUUAACUGUCACCCUUCCUUUCGGGGCUGUCGAGCUCCUGCACCGCUGGGUGUUUGGUGACCUUGGCUGCAAAUUGCUGAAUGCAGUUGGCUCUCUUGGUUUUCACAGCAACAUCAUUUUACUGACUGCCAUUACUGUGGAUCAUUUCAUAACAGUGGUGUUGAACAAGUGGCCGAGCAAACUUGUAAGGGAGAGGUGUGCAGCGGGUUUCUGUGCAACCGCUUGGAUCGUCAGCAUCGUUGCAUCCCUGCAUUUUGCUAUUAAGGUAAAAGAAACUACAACUGCAGAUGGUGAAUUCUUUUGUAACACUGAGGAUCCUGAUGCUAAGCUGAUCUUUCUUCUCCAAAUGUCACUGCUUUUCUUCCUCCCACUUAUCAUCAUUAUUUUUUGUUGCUGUGCCAUCCUCAAAACAGUUCUGCAGUUUUCAAACAGAAGAAGGAACAGGACUGUGGUCAUGGUGUUAUGCAUUGUUGCGGCCUUCUUCAUCUGCUGGGGACCUUACACUAUGUUGCUUUUUUUAGUAACUUUGCAUGUACCUGACAACUGUUAUGAAUGGAAAAGCUGGCAUAUCGCCUUGAAUAUUUGUAGUAUACUUGCAUUCUCUCACUGCUGUAUAAACCCUCUAUUCUAUAUGCUCUCACAAAACAUGCAAAGGCAUCUGUUGCAUUUUUUACACUGUGAUAAUGUCAGGAACAUGGAGAGAGCUUCUAGCAGUUCAGAUAUUACAUCACAAACUUAUUCAGUUAUGAUGGACUCAGAAUCCAAAUAG